UUACAGAGGUAAUCAAUUAAUCAGUUAAUAAAUUAAAAGCAGUAGUAAUGUCUGAUUGUCCUCAUCAUCAUCAUCAUCGCAUUCCUUUUCUUCUUUGUUCUUCCAAUUUCCGUGUCUCCAUCGUUUUGCGCGUUUCAUCAUAACCCUCCCACUUUCACAAAUUCAAUUCUUUUAAGGAUUGGUUCUAAAAUCUCGUGGCCGUUUCUCGAAUCGAAUCGACGCAAAGUUUUCAGUCAAAUUAGUUCUGGCUUUGAAGUAGCUCUCAAAUGGAAGCGGAUUUCAUGAUGAAUGAUAUGCUCACACUCACCCACGGUGCUUUCGAUGCCAACGAUAUUGAUGAUGUAGCUAUUGAAGGAGAAAGGUGUGGAAUAUGUAUGGACAUUGUUAUUGACAGGGGAGUUCUGGAUUGCUGUCAGCACUGGUUCUGCUUUGUAUGCAUUGACAACUGGGCCACCAUCACUAAUCUCUGUCCACUCUGCCAGAAUGAGUUUCAGUUAAUCACUUGUGUUCCAGUAUAUGAUACCAUUGGAAGCAAUAAAGUUGAAGAUGACGUGUUCUUCAGAGAUGAUGAGUGGUCCAUUGAAGCAAAGAAUAACACGCUUUCAUUUCCCUCGUACUACAUUGAUGAAAAUGCAGUUAUUUGCUUGGAUGGUGAUGGCUGCAAAGUUCGGAAUGGAUUGGCAACUAUUGAAGGGGAUUCUGGUCUUGAUACAUCAAUUGCUUGUGAUUCAUGUGAUACAUGGUAUCAUGCCUUCUGUGUGGGAUUUGAUACUGAAGGUACAUCAGAAAGUACAUGGUUAUGCCCAAGAUGUGUUGCUGAUGAAAUUUCUAAAGGAUCAUCCAAUUCAAUAGAGAGGACAACUGUGGAAUGUAACCCAGAUAAUAGUAACAGUGAGUGUCAAGAUGAGGAUUCCUUUUCAGGAAAAGUGUCUGUGUCUGUUGCUGAUACAGGAGAGACAGCUGUUGUUGUCUCAAUGGUUGACAGAAAUAAAUGGGUUCCAGCAACAAGCGAGAAAAGCCUAUUGCCUUUUGAAGUUUGUGGUGAUCCAACAACUGAAUCAUGUAUGUUAAUGUCUGACACAAAUAAUCAGCAGAGGGGGGAAGAGAAGACAAAUGCGUCACCAAUCGUGGAGGAAGAACUGGAAUUGUCUUUAUCAAACAAUAUAUCCUGUAGCCUAACUUCUAAAUCCUUGGGACAUAAUGAUUUAAAGCAAAGUGCCAAUGGGGCUAGGAAUGAACUGAGUAGCUUUGAUGGAGCCAAGUUAUUUGAUGAGUCCCAUAUCAAAACUAGUCCAUCCAGAAUUGAAUCUGAUAUGGGUCUUCAUCUUGGUUUGUCAGUGGGCUCCUUUUUAUCUGUGGAUAAUGCAGACAAAAAUGAAACAAAAGAUCAAGCAACUGAUGUCCUGAAUGUGAGUCCAGAAGAAUGUUUGUCAAAAGGAGAUGAAAUUGAAGCCAAUGCUUGUAAGGACAAUGCCAAAGUAACUGGUGGAAAGAGAAAGCAUGUUGAUUGCAGUGAACUAGUUCAUAUAAAAGCUGAUGAUGGAGAUGACAAGCCUGAACUUCCAGAUGAAGUUGUGCAAAAGAAAAUUAAAGUUGCUGAUAGUCAAAUGAGUGAUGCUAAUGGCUCAGCUGAUGCUCAUCUUUUCAACAAUUCGCAGAAAAACCCGGCUUUGAAACAUUCUCUGACAAAGGAGAUUGCCACAUCAGAUAUAAUGAAUAUAGUUAAAGGGACGAACCGGAGGCUUUCCAAGCGACUUACUGGGAGUAAUACUUGUGACAAGUUAUCUGAAAAAGGAAAUAUGGCUGGGUUGAGGGUUAAAAAGAUCAUGAAGAGAGUUUCUGAUGAUGGAGAAUCAUCAUUGGUAGUUCAAAAUCUAAAGAAGGAAAUUAGAGAAGCUGUUCGUAACAAAUCCUCUAUAAACUUUGAGGAAAACCAUUUUGAUACAAAGCUUCUUGAAGCAUUUAGGGCAGCUAUAACAGGGCCUAAAACUGAACUUGUAAAUAAGUUAUCCCCUGCAGCUAUAAAGGCAAAGAAAUCAAUGUUGCAGAAAGGAAAAGUGCGUGAGCAUCUAACAAAGAAAAUAUUUGGGACUUCCAAUGGAAGAAGAAAGCGUGCAUGGGAUAGGGACUGUGAAAUUGAAUUUUGGAAAUAUCGUUGCAUGAGAGCAACAAAGCCUGAAAAGAUUGAAACUUUGAAAUCAGUUCUUGACCUACUAAGAAAAAGUUCUGGCAGUCCAGAAUCCAAGCAAGCUGCUGAAUGUCAGGCCAAGAAUCCUAUUCUUUCUCGGCUGUAUUUAGCAGACACAUCUGUUUUCCCACGGAAAGAGGAUGUAAAACCUCUGUCUGUACUUAAAACCGUUGCUAACUCAGAGCAAGUUAAACAAAACAACCCAUCAGAAAAAGUACCAAAUCUAUCUGUUGAUAACAAUGCUAUCAAAUCAACAGAUGUAAAUAAUCUUUUAUCAAAGACAAGAGUUUGUUUAUCUGAAAAAAAGGUAGAUAAGAAAAUUGUACAUGGUCCAGUUGGUGAUAGUUCAGCUUCUGGCAAAGUGCGCUUAAGCAAUCACUCAGAAAGAACAUUAGUUUCUUCUGCUAGUGUCAAGGUUGGCACAAAGGAGUUAGGCCUUAAAUCUGAUUCUAUGAAGAGUGAUAAAAGAAAAUGGGCCUUGGAGGUUCUUGCGAGGAAAACAGCUGUGACAAGCACGAACACAUCUAGUGGAAAUCAAGAAGACAAUGCAAUAUUUAAAGGAAAUUAUCCUUUGCUUGCUCAAUUGCCAAUUGACAUGAGACCAACAUUGGCUCCUUGUCGCCACAAUAAAAUUCCUAUAGCAGUGAGGCAGACACAGCUCUACCGCCUGACAGAGCGCUUAUUGAGGAACACAAAUCUGGCAGUCAUUCGCAGAACUGUAGAUACAGAAUUAGCUGUUGCAGAUGCAGUUAAUAUUGAAAAAGAGGUUGCUGACAGAUCAAACAGCAAGAUUGUGUAUCUGAACCUUUGUUCACAAGAGCUCUCGCAUCGCACAAAUAACACAAAAUCCAAUGUAGCCGCAGAUACAAGUCCACCAGCCUCAUCAGCUGUGCUUACUGAUCAAUCAGAAUUAAAUACCAAUGAUCUUUCGACUGACCCUGCUGUUGAAACAGCCUUGAAAAAUGCUGGUCUGCUGUCUGAUUCCCCACCUAGCAGUCCUCGUGAAAACACAGAAUUAUGUGAUGCAGAUGAUACGUCGGGACCCGAUAAUAUAUUUGAGCUGGAUUCUCAUCCUGAGCUGGAUAUUUAUGGCGAUUUUGAGUAUGAUUUGGAAGAUGAAGAUUACAUUGGUGCUAGUAUUACCAAUGUAUCAAACCCAAAACAAGAGGAAAAUGAGUCAAAAGUAAAACUUAUUUUCUCCACCGUGAACUUGAAAAAGUCAGAUGUCACUUUGGAUCGUGCAGACUGUGAGGGGUCUGAAAGAAACGAAGUGCCAGGAGAUACCUCCUGUCCACCAAACUGUCACAAUGAUGCAUUGCAUCAGGAUUCUACAAAUGAUGCAGAGAUGGGCCAGCCUUCUGUUUCUUCCGAGCUUCUACCCUGCGAGGGUGCUGCUGAGCCAGUUGAUUCCGAAUUUGAAGAAUUAUAUGGACCUGACAAAGAACCGCUUAUAAAAAAAUUUCCCGUCGGUGAAACAAUAUCAUUACAUGGAGAUGGCAAGACAGAAUCUCUAAGCGAGGCCAAUGACUACCAUAAUGAUGAAAAACAUGUCUCGGGCCAAGCAGUAAAUGCUUCGGAACAAGGGAAUGAGAGUCUCACAGAAAAAGUUUCUCUUACUUCCAUCACCGACAAAUCUUCAGAUAUAUCUGAGGCUGGUGAAAAUUUCCAAGCGAAGGAAGAGAAAUCUGAUGUCACUGCUAAGCAGAGUGACUCUGUAAAUCAUGUAAUUAAGAAGGUAGAAGCUUACAUCAAGGAACAUAUAAGGCCACUGUGCAAGAGUGGGGUAAUCACGGCUGAACAAUAUAGGUGGGCUGUGGCAAAAACAACUGAUAAGGUUAUGAAGUAUCAUUCUAAAGCAAAGAAUGCUAAUUUCCUCAUAAAGGAAGGUGAGAAAAUAAAGAAACUUGCAGAGCAGUAUGCUGAAGCAUCCCAACAAAAUAGAAAAAAUUGAUUCAUGUAGCAUUAUUUCAUCAUCAACAAGUUUUCUCAAGUUACUGCUUAUUCACUUUUUAUAGGGUGUUACCUUACUUAAGAAAUUUGCUUUAUUGAUGAGCUGUGGAUAUGUUAGAUUUAGUCUCUCCGCGUCAUUAACGUGAAUUGAGCAGACAAUGGGGAUUGAUUCAGUCAUUCAGAACUGAGAUAACCCGAGACACGGUAAAUUUUCAAAUCUUCAUGCGAUUAGUCAAAUGCAUUUUAUUACUAAUAGGAAAGUUGGUUCCUCUCCUUCAUUGUAUUAUCUGCUCCAUUUUUGUCUACAGCAGCGACUACUACUUCUAAUC
This is a messenger RNA of Abrus precatorius (Indian licorice), 4467 nucleotides long. RefSeq lists its product as uncharacterized. Gene Ontology annotation, biological process: protein ubiquitination. Gene Ontology annotation, molecular function: ubiquitin protein ligase activity. The record is from RefSeq and is a predicted model, not a curated record. The coding region runs from base 267 to 4139 and encodes 1290 amino acids. The transcript is spliced from 14 exons. Lineage: Eukaryota; Viridiplantae; Streptophyta; Magnoliopsida; Fabales; Fabaceae.